AUGAAAAAUUCUCAAAAAAUCGUAAAUAGAACCAAAGAAAUUAUGCAAAAUGAUCUGCGAUAUUUUAAACAGCGGCCUAGACACUGGUCUGCGGCCGAAUUUGUAGGCGAUAAUAGCUCUGGUAUAACUUCAUGGAGUUCAAAAGCAUCUAUGCAAUACCGCAAAUUCAAUGCGGAGGCAUUGGUGUUGAGAGCUUUGAAGAAUAUCAGCGAUCGCAAUGGUUCGUCUGUGGUGGCGAUUAAAAAGUACAUUACAAAUCACUAUCCCUACGUGGAUGGAAAGUUUACGCUCUCAGUUAUCAGAAAAAUCAUAAGGAAAUCUUUACAUAAAGGAAAAGUUGUACAGUCUCUGGGCAGCACAUCAGACGGCUUGUUCAAAAUAUCAGCUGGCGAAAUUCGAGCCGAGCAGCAGCAGGAACAAUUUAAGCACUAUAAGGAAUGCAUGAAACUAAGAGAACAGCAAAAAUUGGAAAUGGAAAUAAGAAAAAAUAAAUGCAGGGCCCAGGAGGAGAAGAGUCGUAAAAUUUUCCAACAAAAAUUAGCGCCACAAUUAAAGCGGCAAAAAGGGGUCGCGAGUGCUGCAAGGGGAACAAAAGCCAAGUUGUCUGCCCCGGCAGCUAGAGAUAUAAUACGUUGCAUGCAAGGAUGGCAAAAAUCUUCACCCUCCAUGCUUGCACCAGCAAAAUUUCGAUUAGGUGCAGGAACCUCAAAGACUUUCCAGCAAAAACCUCAAAUAGUCGAUUAUGCGCAUGCAGCUUUGGAAACAGCGAAGAUCAUUAGCUCCGAACAACUAAGACAUGCAAUUAUAAAAAAUGCUGAAUAUACACCAUAUUUUGCAACAUUCGAUUGCCAUGAUGCUAAACUUAACACAAAUAAAGGCAUGCCCAUAAAAUAUGAGAGAGCA
Rhagoletis zephyria (snowberry fruit fly) is the source of this 903-nucleotide messenger RNA. RefSeq names its product histone H1-like. NCBI's taxonomy places the organism in Eukaryota, Metazoa, Arthropoda, Insecta, Diptera, Tephritidae. The record is from RefSeq and is a predicted model, not a curated record. Gene Ontology annotation, biological process: nucleosome assembly. Gene Ontology annotation, cellular component: nucleosome. Gene Ontology annotation, molecular function: DNA binding.